AUGCCACCGCAUCAACAUGACGCGCUCAUCACCCGCCUCAAAACAAUCCUACUAGCCAUGCAACGCGCAUCCUGGGAACAAGCACUCGCAGCCCAAGCACUCUAUGAAUGGCGACCUGACGAAGAACUCCCCAGUAUCGUUGGAUUGGCGUAUGAUAUGAUUGCUCGAUCAGAUAGUUUGGGCAGGUUAGGCGUCUUGCUCAAUGAAACAGAUCAGUCAUCCCUUGACUUUUGCGCAAUUGGUGAGUGUCUUGUCUUUCUGCAUCAUCAGACACGCGAUACGAUUUGGUUGUCGGCUGCACGGUCACUUGUUGGGUAUAUCAGAAGAACGGCAGGUCGGUCAUUCGAGGGACUCUUGGUCCAUCGCGCUGGGGAACUCUGGGUAGAUGCAUUGUACAUGCUACCACCGGCACUCAUUGCAACAGGCUCCUCCUGGAAUCAAGAUUCUCUCAUCUUUGAAGGAUUCCAACAACUCAACGGCUAUGAAAAGUAUCUACGCGAUCAAGCGACGGGGUUAUGGUCACAAUCGUGGAAUAUCGAGAGUCAUGCUAUCGCGCGACGUGAACAUUUGAGUACAGGCAAUGGAUGGGCCAUGGCCGGUUGCGUACGUGUCCUCUCACUACUACCGAAAGAAGGCUGGCAGGAAGAAGCAGAGCAAUUGGCUGGUAAGACACUGCAAACCCUCCGCAGUGUACUAGCGCAUCAACGGCCAGACGGACUCUUUCAUUUUGUGCUGGAGGAUGAGACGAGUUUUGUGGAGUGUACAUCAGCGGCGAUGUACGCUUACAGCAUCUACACACUUCAACUGCUCGGUCUACUCUCUGCACAGGCGAUAGAGGUGAAAGCAGCUGAUCGCAUGACCACCGCACUGAUUGCGCUUGUGGACCAAGAUGGGCAUCUCAGGGGUUGUGUGCUUGCUCGAAAGGAUGGGCAUGAAGGGAAUAUGCAGGGCCGAGGGACAUCUGCCGAGGGUCAAGCGUUUCUCAUCAUGGCACUGGCUGCGGCUGGGCAUUUACAGGGUGGUGGCAGGCAUAUACAUUGGACGCAUCUACAGGCUGGCUCGCAGGAGAAUGUCAGCAUGUACGAGGAGGUGUAG
This is a messenger RNA of Protomyces lactucae-debilis, 1095 nucleotides long. Its product is annotated as glycosyl hydrolase. The transcript has a single exon. Lineage: Eukaryota; Fungi; Ascomycota; Taphrinomycetes; Taphrinales; Protomycetaceae. The record is from RefSeq and is a predicted model, not a curated record. The coding region runs from base 1 to 1095 and encodes 364 amino acids. Gene Ontology annotation, biological process: carbohydrate metabolic process.